This is a messenger RNA of Prorocentrum cordatum, 1523 nucleotides long. Lineage: Eukaryota; Dinophyceae; Prorocentrales; Prorocentraceae. The record is from the annotation of a GenBank genome assembly.
AUGAAGGCCGAGUGGUGCGAUGCUUGUGGAAGCCUGAUCGCGUUUGCGCAGACGUCCAAGAUGAGCACCGAGAGCAUUAUGCGUUUUUCACACACGUUGGUACGGCUCUUCGGGCUCAUGCAUGCGAUGGCACUCGAGGAGAUGUCUGGAGUCGAUGAUCUAAUCCAGUUUCCUCUCCUGGACAUCGAUGGCCUUGAUAAAAAAGACCUGAUGAUUUUGACAACUGCGGCAGCGCACGGAAGGACGGUCGAAAUCGUUUGCCAGUGGAUCAAGGUGACAAUUAUCAGGGCUACUCAUACAGGUGUAUUGGAUGUCCCAGCGCCCAUCCUGACCCGCGUUUUCCAAGAGUUGGGCACGGGCCUUGUCAAUUAUCACGAGGCUGUUCAGGUUGUGAUCUGGCCUUUCCCUUUCCCAUACGCCCAGAUGGGUGCAGUGUUGAUCGUUGUGUACAUGUUUGUGACCCCCUUUGUCGUCUGCACGUGGUCAGACUCGCCCUACUACUGCUUCACUGCCACGUUCGUGUCCCUUGUCUGCAUGAGAGGCCUUGAGAUGAUCGCGGUUGAGCUGGAGAACCCGUUCGGGACCGACCCCAACGACCUGCCUCUCGCUGCGUUGCACGCCGCCGUGAACCGCGACCUUACGCUUCUCGUCAACCCGCAGGCCUGGCAGGUCCCACAGCUCGUGGACAAGGCCCUGGUUAACUACGACGACCUGAGCCUUUCUCUCAACAGCAGCAGCGAAAUGUCGACGACCCUGCGCGACAUGCACUGGCAGAGCGAGUCGAACGGAGGAGGAGCCAGCGGCUCCAGUGGAUUCAAAGGGCAAACUCGCGACCGAUCUGACUCACUCGCGAGCGGCGAUGCGAAGCCGCCGCCCGCACCGCUGCACAACCCUGCGCGGAUGCAGCGGUCGCGGACCGGGCUCCUGGGCACGGCGGCGGCGAGCAGGAUGGCGAAGCACAGGAAGAUGACCAAUUGGCACAACAACCAGUACGGCCUCGAGGAGUGCGGCGGGUCCGGAGGCCGCACCGCGGGCAUGCUGGGGAUCUGCGUCGACGCCCCGCGCCGGGCGCCCCGGACUGCCACGUCGCCCGCCGUGUUCGACGCGCUCUCUGCGGAGAACCGGCCCGACGCGGUCCGCCCACGCCAGGCGUUGUCGACAAGGCGAAAGCGAUGACUCCGCAUGCGCAGGCGCCCGAGGGCCUGUCGCACCAGGCGCUCCCGGGGGCCCUCUCCGGCGCGGGCGUCGGCGACGGCAGGCAGACCUCGGCGGAGUCCCCCGGGUGAUGUGGACCGCCGCUCCUCCCUUCGGCCUCUUCGCCCCCCUGCUGGAAGGCAUGGCCCCUCGACGGGAGAGCGGAGACAAAUGGCACCCCGUGUUGCGAGGGCCCGCGCCGACCUUGGAGCGUUUGUGCUCAUGCUGUUUUGGUUGCUGUUUUGGUACCUUGGAGCCCCACCACCACCACAAUAAGUAGGAGGGGGAGGGGGGCCCUCCUCUUCCUCCUCCUCCUCCUCCUCCACCUC